Messenger RNA from Sitophilus oryzae (rice weevil), 2521 nucleotides. RefSeq names its product facilitated trehalose transporter Tret1-like. NCBI's taxonomy places the organism in Eukaryota, Metazoa, Arthropoda, Insecta, Coleoptera, Curculionidae. The record is from RefSeq and is a predicted model, not a curated record. The transcript has 4 exons. Gene Ontology annotation, molecular function: transmembrane transporter activity. Gene Ontology annotation, biological process: transmembrane transport. Gene Ontology annotation, cellular component: membrane. Bases 822 to 2246 code for a protein of 474 amino acids.
UCGGAAGAUCUCCAGGUUAGUGCGUCAUCAAAUUGAAAGCGAUAUUGUGGUUGCCAAGCAAUCUUUUGAUUUACAGUGCGGAAGGUGAAUCGGGUUGCGAUUGCCAGUAAUUUAUAGAGGUUGUACGAGGAUCGCCCAAUCAGUGGACGUCGGCAACCGGGUUGCUCAACUAAAUCGUUGGUAUUCCCUCAAUCAACGAUUAGAUUUUCUUGUUAUAAAUAUAAAAUUCUUUCCGGCCUAAUAGACGAUACACUAAAAUAGACUUUUUUUCGUUUGUUGAACUGCUGCCUGCUAAACCGUAUUACUAAAAGAAAUAUGAGUAUUAAAGGAAUAUAUAAUAAAUAAAUCUGUGUUAAUAUUAUAUUUAUUUUAUGCUUUUCUUGGCGGUUAACUAGCGGCCUACAUUUUAUGUUAAAAUAUGAACUGUUUAUUGCAAAUGUGGCCAAUGUUAUUCCUUAACCUCUAAAAUGGUCUUUAAUUUUACCGGAAAAGCAGGAAGUAUGAAUAAGAAUCAAAAUUAAUAUACAGGUGGUCACGUGAGCCACAUAGCGAACAUGUUAUGGUUUUUACAAGGUUCCGAAAUAUUGUAUAAAACAAACGUAUGAUAUUGUGUUCGACAGUGCAACAACGAUUUUUAUUCGAGAAAAAUUUCAGUUACUUUUCCAUUGACAAUUUCAGUUCGUGAAUUAAUUGCCGUAAACAGGAAAUGGAAGAAAACCGUUUAUAAAACAAGUGCUUUACAGUUAUGGAUGCCAAUAAAAUGUUGGAAUACUAGGUAAAUGAAAGUGAAAAUUGACUAAAAUAGUAAAGUAGAUACAGUGAUGAAGAACAUAUUUAAGAAGUUACUGGAUAAAGAGGAUGAGACUAAAUUGACACAGUACAUGGUAGUUUUUACUGCUACUAUAACAUUGUUUACAGCUGGUAUAUACCAAGGAUGGGCAGGUCCCUCCUUAAUGAAAAUCCUCUCCGACGAAUAUCCAAUUAAAGUAACAGUCGAAGAAGCCUCGUAUGUAACAAUAGUGGGCCCUGUUGGUCAUGUAAUUGGAGGAUUUUCUGCUUCGUAUUUAGCUGAUUAUGUGGGAAGAAAAAAUACAGUGUUGGCAAUUGGCAUACCUCAGGUACUGUCUUUCUUCUUGAUAUACUUCUCGUACCACAGCAAAUACCUCCUGUACAUUUCAAGAAUCCUUGGAGGCAUGGGGGAAGGUGGUGCUCUAGCCUUACUCCCAUGCUACAUAGCCGAGGUAGCUGAACCGUCAGUGCGAGGAACAUUAGGCACCUUUGUCAACUUGCUUUUGCUCUUUGGUCAGCUAUUCAUCAACACAGUGGGCUCUUUUCUCACCAUUCACGAGACCGCUAUCAUUUGUUUAAUAUUUCCUGUGAUAUUUUGGACUUUAUUCAUACACAUGCCCGAAAGUCCUUACUACUGUUUAAUGAAUAAAGAUCUCGAAGGUGCCAGGAAGGCGUUACAAGUAUUGAGGAGAAAGAAGAACGUGGAUAAAGAAGUGUUACAGUUGUCUUCAGACGUUGACCGCCAGAUGUCCGAGAAAGGAUCUUACAAAGACUUGUUUUGCAUCAAAUCGAACAGGAAGGCUUUCUUACUAGUUUGCGCUACACGAAAUUUCCAGGUUUUUACCGGAAGUAUUGCAUUAAUGUCCUAUGUUCAAAUAAUGAUUUCUGACGCCACAGACCUAUCACCUGUUAUGGGCUCCACUGUCUUGAUUAUAGCCGGGGUGGUGAUGGUAGUGAUAGCCUCAGUUUACGUAGAUAAGUUUGGUAGAAAACCGACACUAGCAAUUUCCUCCUUAUUUACUGCUCUAACCCUCCUAGCUCAAGCUGUAUUUCUGUCUAUACGCGACUACACUGACAUAGAUGUUUCAUCACUCUCUUGGCUACCCCUUUUAAUAAUGACCUUCAACAACUUGGCUUUUAGAGGCGGGUUAGGAGUGGUAACUAACAUUUUUAUCAGUGAAAUUUAUUCGACAAGUAUUAAAGCCAAAGCCAUGAGUCUGGGCAGUCUUAAUUUUGCAAUUGUCAUGAUUAUCAGUACGAAAUUGUAUCAAUUGACAGCUGAUUAUGUCGGAUUGGCAGUACCUUUUUACAUAUUUGCUAUUACUACGUUUAUAGGCAGUGUAUUUUUCUAUUUUGUUCUACCAGAAACUAAAGGUAAAACACUGGAAACAAUACAACAGGAGUUAAAAGGGAAUGUAACAAAUGAAACUAAAACGGAAAAUACAGACCCUAUAUAAUAAUUUUUUGAUAAUAGUAUUUUUUAGACUAAAGUCAGUGUGCCAUCGACAUAUCAAAAAUAGCGAAUGAAAUAAAUAUAUUUGCGUAAUUUAUUUAUUAUUUGCUUUUAUAAGUAUUAAUGAGGUAUAUUAAUAUUUAAUAAUAAUCAAUAAUUAAUUAAUAAUAAGUAAUCUCUUGUCAACUGUGAUAGUAAUGUUUCUUUUAGUAUGUAUGUGUUUCUUUUAGUAUUGACUUUGCAUUAAGUAUAGUUUUUUAUGUAAAAUAAAUAUUUAUA